Messenger RNA from Gavia stellata (red-throated loon), 2685 nucleotides. RefSeq names its product ubiquitin specific peptidase 43 (gene USP43). Gene Ontology annotation, biological process: protein deubiquitination. The transcript is spliced from 16 exons. NCBI's taxonomy places the organism in Eukaryota, Metazoa, Chordata, Aves, Gaviiformes, Gaviidae. Gene Ontology annotation, molecular function: cysteine-type deubiquitinase activity. The coding region runs from base 1 to 2685 and encodes 894 amino acids. The record is from RefSeq and is a predicted model, not a curated record.
AUGAAGCUGCCGGGAGUCCCACGGCCGCCCGGCGCGCAGGGGCUGCGGAACCACGGGAACACCUGCUUCAUGAACGCGGUGGUGCAGUGCCUGAGCAACACGGCGCCGCUGGCCGAGUUCCUGGCGCUGGGCCGCUACCGCGCCCGCGGGGCCCGCGCCGAGGUCACGCACCGGCUGGCCGCCCUGGUCCGCGCCCUCUGGACCCGCGACUACACGCCGCAGCUCUCCGCCGAGUUCAAGAACAUCGUCUCCAAGCACAGCUCACAGUUUCGGGGCAACGCGCAGCACGACGCCCUCGAGUUCCUGCUCUGGCUGCUGGACCGCAUGCAUGAGGACCUGGGUGCCGCCUCCCCCGCCCAGCAGACCCGCGUCCCCGAGGAGCCCGGCGAGGACGGGAGCGGCGGUGCCGGCAGCUCCCCGCCGGCCGCCCAGCAUCCCCGCGGGCAGAGCUUCGUGCAGAGCCACUUCCAGGCACAGUACAGGUCCUCCCUGACGUGCCCUCACUGCCUGAAGCAGAGCAACACCUUCGACCCCUUCCUGUGCAUCUCCCUGCCCAUCCCGCUGCGCCAGACCAGGGCUCUCAACGUCACCCUGGCGCUGCAGUGCGAGCGCCGGCGGUUCGUGCGGGUGGGGCUGGCCGUGCCGCUGCUGGGCACCGUGGCCGAGCUGCGGGAGAUGGUGGCGCGGGAGGGACGCAUCCCCCCGGAGCAGGUGAUCCUGGCCGAGGUGUCCCCGCGGGGCCUCCUGCGCUCUCUGGGCGACGCGGAGGAGCUGAGUGCUGCCGGGGAGGGCGCUCCACUCUACGCCUUCCAGCCGCCCCCGGCCCGCCGCACAGAGGCGGCUGCACGCCGUCGGGAUUGGGGGGAGGCGGCCUUUCUGCCGGGAUUGGGGGGAGAGUGGUUCGGGCCGCCGCUGGUGCUGCGGGAGGAGCGCGGCGUCUCCUGGGAGCAGCUCCAGCAGAGCAUCCUGGCCCAGCUGCGGGCCCUGCUGCGGGCAGAGGUGCGGGCGCAGGGCACGGGAGCCCUCUUCCGCAUCCGCCUGGCCGGGGGCUCGGCCCCCUGCGCCUACCUGUCCCCGCAGGACCCCCGCCCUCUCUGCCACCCCGCCGUCGACAGAGCGCUGCAGCUGAGCGCGGCGGGUGGCCCUCCCCACGUGAAGCUGACGGUGGAGUGGGACAUGAGCACCAAAGAGCGCCUUUUCGGCAACAUCCAGGAGGAGGUGGUGCAGGAUGCGGAGAGCGUGCGGCUGCAGCAGCAAGCGCACCGGCAGCAGCACAGCUGCACACUGGACGAGUGCUUCCAGCUCUACACCAAGGAGGAGCAGCUGGCCCCAGAUGACGCCUGGCGCUGCCCGCACUGCAAGGUGCCCCAGCAGGGCACGGUGAAGCUGAGCCUCUGGACGCUGCCCGACAUUCUCAUCAUCCACCUCAAGCGCUUUCGCCAGGUGGCUGAGCACCGGCACAAACUCACCACGCUGGUGAGGUUCCCCCUGCGGGGUCUCGACAUGGCCCCCCACGUGGCGCAGCGGGGCCAGGCCGGCGGGCAGCUGUUGGGGCGCUGGGCGCCCUGGCAGCCCCCCCUCUGUCUGCCCCCGAGCUGCCCCCGUGACUACCUCUACGACCUGUACGCCGUCUGCAACCACCACGGCAGCAUGCAGGGUGGCCACUACACCGCCUACUGCUGCAACGCCCUGGACGGGCGGUGGUACAGCUACGACGACAGCAGGGUGGAGGGGGUGCAGGAGGCGGAGGUGAGCACCCGCAGCGCCUACAUCCUCUUCUACCAGCGCCGCAACGCUGUGCCCGCAUGGUCGGCCAGCGGCUCCGUCAGGGGCUCCACGGCCUCCUCGCUCUCGGAUCACUGGCUGGCCCGCCUGGGUGGCAGCACGCGGGACACCACGGCCUCACGAUCCUCGGCCACCCGGCCCUCCCCGCCCGGCACCCCGGAUGCCACCGCCGUCCCGGAGAAAGGUGGCUUCGAGGCCCGACCCUUGGUGCGGGGCGUCCAGGGUCGCAGCCUCAGCGUCAAGCUCUCGCCUGCCCGUGGCCCCCCCAGGGCCGGGCCCCCGCGCUGGUCCUUCGCGGGCAAGGAGCGGGGCCGGACAGGGGGCCCAGGGGAGCUGGUUGCCUACCUGGAGUCGGGGCGCCGGCCCCGCUGCACCCGCCGCUCCCUCCUCCCGCUUGGCACAGCUGGGGAGAGUGGCCCUGUCACCCCUCAAGCCCCCAGCCCUGCACCAGCUGGCCCCCCAAAACAGCCCGGCAAGGGGCAGGAGGAGCUGUGCACCCCCCGAGCACCCCGCCAGCCCCUCCGUGUGCCCAUGCUGCGGCGAGCCGCCAGCGCCGGCGCUGAGGGGUCCCUGCGCCUGCCCCCCAAAAGCCAGAGCAGCCCCGGGAGGAGUGGGGAGGGGACAGGGGGGCUCUGCCACCCUGGGUCGCCGCAGCCGGAGGGGGACGUGGGUGUCCCCCCAGUACGGCUGUCCCCAAGCCUAGCAGCCAUGGCGCACUCGCGGAGCUCGGCCAGCCUGCCCCUGCGCCCCAAGGGGGGCCUGCGGCGCUCGGCCUCACUGGGCAGGGGUGCGGGGGGCCCCCCCUUGCCCACCCGGAGUCCCCCCGGGGCCACGCUGCAACGGGGACGGCAGCCCCCGGGCUUGCUGUGCCGCCCAGCCGUGCCCGAGUCCAGCUUCUGA